This is a messenger RNA of Drosophila willistoni, 2218 nucleotides long. RefSeq names its product translation initiation factor IF-2, mitochondrial (gene mIF2). The record is from RefSeq and is a predicted model, not a curated record. NCBI's taxonomy places the organism in Eukaryota, Metazoa, Arthropoda, Insecta, Diptera, Drosophilidae. Gene Ontology annotation, molecular function: GTP binding; GTPase activity. The transcript has 4 exons. Bases 74 to 2128 code for a protein of 684 amino acids.
UAUCGAUAGUAAUUCGAUAAUAACAUACAUAACAAAUGAAUUGCGAGGCAUUGGAUUUAAAUAAUAAUGCAAAAUGUUGAACGUAAGCUGUUUUUAUAGACUGAGUAACUCGCUUAGGAGACAACUGCACGUCGGUUCCACACAUCUGAAGCGUAGGAAGACAGCAGAAGAGAAGAAAUCCCCCAGAAUUAUAGAGUACUCCCCCAAGAAGACACAAACGAGCAAUGGGGAAGCAUCCGCUGCAGCAAGCAUCUGGCGGCACAUGAGCGUAGCUCAAUUGGCCAAGACCCUCGGGAGACCCAUUGACGAUGUGCAAGAGGCAAUGUUGUAUGUAAAGGGAGCGGACAAUAUUGAGGCCACGGCCAAGCUGCAAGAUUUGAAGAUCAUUCAGGAAAUCGCUAAAAAACUGGGCACAAAAACGCGGAUUGUGGCCACACCCGAAACUGCUGUCGAGGAUGAGCAAAAGGAUCGCGAUGUGGCACCCAGGCCACCAGCAUCUGCGGAACUGCUGAAGGCACGUCCUCCCGUGGUCACGGUAAUGGGUCAUGUGGAUCACGGCAAGACAACUCUGCUAGACUCGCUCCGUGGCGCCGAUGUGGCCGCUGGUGAGGCUGGUGGCAUCACCCAACACAUUGGGGCCUUCACUGUGACCUUGGAAAAUGGCGAGCGGGUCACAUUUCUGGACACACCCGGUCAUGCCGCAUUCAGUGCCAUGCGGGCACGUGGCGCUGUGGCCACAGAUAUCAUUGUUCUGGUCGUGGCUGCCGAGGAUGGGGUAAUGGCUCAAACCCGUGAGGUUAUCCAACUGGCCAAGGAAGUGGAAGUGCCCAUUAUUGUGGCUCUCAACAAGAUUGACAAACCCGAGGCGAAUAUUGAGAAAAGUAAACAACAAUUGGCCCAAAUGGGUCUCACGCUGGAGGAGCAUGGCGGCGAUGUGCAAGUCAUACCAAUCUCGGCGCUUAAGGGCACUAAUCUGCAGCUCUUGGCUGAAGCUGUUAGCACGCAGGCCACAUUGAUGGGCCUGAAAGCAGAUCCCACUGGUCUAGUCGAAGGCAUUGUGGUGGAAUCAAAGACAGAUCCACGUCGAGGAAAACUAUCCACUGCCAUUGUUUCCAGAGGCACUCUCAGAAAGGGUUCAGUUCUUCUCAGUGGUCUUGCCCAUGCCAAAGUCAGGGGUCUCUUUGAUCACAAUGGUCAACCGCUGACAGAGGCGCCGCCUGGAACACCAGUGGAGAUUCUUGGCUGGCGUGAGCUUCCCCUGGCCGGAGAACUCAUCUUGGAGGUGGAAACUGAGAAAAAAGCCCAUGCCGUCUUAAAAUAUCGUGAGCAUGAGGCUCAACGGGAAAAGAUCGAGUCCAGCGGCGAUGAGAUUCGCAAAAAGGAGGAGGAACAUCAGGCCAAGUAUCGAGCAGAACGAGAGGCACGUCGUUUGGCUGGACGGUUUCGUACGAGAGGUGGUCAACGGGUCAAGCAGAUGGACAUAAAUGAUGGCAUACCCAGGGUCAGUGUGAUAGUCAAGGGCGAUGUCCAUGGAUCGGUGGAGGCCAUUUUGGAUGUGCUCGAGACCUACAACAGCAACGAACGCUGUCGCCUCGAUAUUGUCCAUUACGGGGUCGGCAACGUCUCCGAGGGUGAUCUGGAAUUGGCCAAGGCAUUCGAUGCCAUCAUUUAUGCCUUUGCCGUGGAAACACCACAAGCCAAAGCAGCGGGAGAUGUGAAAAUACGUAGCUACAAUGUGAUCUAUCGGCUGAUUGAUGACCUCAAAGAGCAACUGAGCAGCAAGUUGCCACCUGUCGAGGUGGAGGAACAACUGGGCGAGGCCAAUGUACUGCAGAGUUUCAUCAUCAACGAGGGACGCAAAGAGGUGCCGGUGGCCGGAUGUCGCUGUACCAAGGGCGUUCUUAAAAAAUCACACAAGUUCCGCUUGCUACGCGAUGGAGAAGUGAUCUAUGACGGCCAUUUGGAGUCUAUGCGUCAUCUAAAGAACGAAGUGGACUCUAUCAAAAAGGAUGUAGAGUGUGGUCUACGCUUCAAAGAUACAAAAAUUCUGGCUCAAGCUGGUGAUAUACUUCAAUGCUAUGCCACACAAAUGGAAAGUCAGCAAACAGAUUGGGAUCCAGGUUUCUAAUAAAUGCACCACUGUUCCUACAAAGCCAUCGACGGCGUUGUUAUCGUUAUCCAUUACUACACAAAUUGAAUGAAUUAUAUUAUAUAUAUA